Molecule: messenger RNA, 1230 nt
Organism: Lodderomyces parapsilosis
Lineage: Eukaryota; Fungi; Ascomycota; Pichiomycetes; Serinales; Debaryomycetaceae
Exons: 1
Coding region: 1-1230 (409 amino acids)
Source: RefSeq, a predicted model, not a curated record
AUGUCUGUACUAUCUCCCUUAACUCACUCAACUAACAAUCCCCAUCUCGCUAAAAAUAUCAUCGACAAACUAGCCAUUAAUCCACAAACAUCAAACGUAUCAGCAUCACUACCCAUAACACCUACUUCAAUAGAUUCACCUACAUUGGACCAACGUAAUAACAACGAUAACAACAAUAACAACAACAUCCCCAAAGAUUCAUCCAAGCCACAAUACAAGUCACUUCCAAUAUCACCACAACCAUCAAGACCUUCAUCUCAACUAAUAGGCUCGCCAAGGCUGGCAUUUGCUGAAGAGUUGGCACAAUUACAAAACUAUUUUGAAACGAAGCAUGCGCCAUUAUUCACUGAUGAUGAGGAAGAACUAGAUGAAACUGAAAGUAUAGUAUCAGAGGCUUUUAGUAUAAUGACACCUGACUUUUCCACUCCGACCCCAAGAAAUAACAACUACAUCGACAAUGGAGGUAACAUUAUACAACCUUAUUGGCCAUUGCAGCAACAGAGACUACAACAACAGCAGCAACAGCAACAAGCUAACACCGUUUCCACUGCAGCUUUCCUUUCAGAUUUGAAACUGACACUUCCAUCCAUCACAACCAAUGACUCACCAUCCACCAUCUUGGCAUCAUUCUUUUCUAAUCAAUUAUUUUAUGCACAAAACUUGACUCAACUUUCACAACAUUUCAUCAAUCAUGAAUUUGAUAGUUUUAGUCACGAUGUAGUACUCAACCCAAACAUUCCUUCCAAAAACUACCAUGCUAAAAUCAUUGAACAAUUGGACCAAUUAUACGUUUCUUGUAUUGAAUUGAGUUCAGUUAUAACCAUGUUUAAUGCAUUCAUUGCCAAAAUCAACCACCAUGAAGUUGGUUUACAGAAUUUGAAACUGAUAAAACAACAAUUUGAUUCCUUAAUCAAUGACUAUUUGGGACAGCAUGUGCAUCACAUUUUGGACAAGAUUAUUGAUGCAUUGUACGAGUAUAAUUUGAUGAUUGAAGAGAUGUUGGAAGAAGGUGAAAAUACCAAGGGUGAGAAUGACGAUGGGGAAGGUGAUGAUGCUGAUUAUGAUACGAUUAAUGACUACUAUAACGAAAUUGAAACGACACUUACUUUGUCUAAUUCGAAAUUAACUCAACAAGAUUGUGACAAGUUUUACAAGUUGUUGAAUGAUGAAAUUGUAAAUGACAAACAUUGGCAUGAUUAUAUUGCUAAUUUGAAAACUUUUAUAGAUUGA